Molecule: messenger RNA, 1527 nt
Organism: Olea europaea var. sylvestris
Lineage: Eukaryota; Viridiplantae; Streptophyta; Magnoliopsida; Lamiales; Oleaceae
Product: protein PHYTOCHROME KINASE SUBSTRATE 1-like
Exons: 3
Coding region: 1-1527 (508 amino acids)
Biological process (GO): phototropism
Source: RefSeq, a predicted model, not a curated record
AUGAAUUCGACGUCCAAUACAAGCAUUUUACACAAUCUUGGGGAUACUUCUUUUCCUUCGUACUUAAAUGGAGGGGAAGAAACCUUUGUGCUUAAACCAGUAGGCUCAAAUCAAAGCCAAAAUUGCUCCUCCUCCACCCCACAUGAACCAUUUCACCUUGCAAGAAAGAAAGGAGAAGACAGAGAAAUUGACAUUUUCACUGCUGAUAAAUAUUUCAAUGAGGAGCUAAAUGAUAGCCCAAAAACCAAGGAAUUACCAAAUCAGCAGAAUAAGAAAAAAGACCCCAUUCAAAUAUUUGAUAGAAAAGAGAAAACUACGACACCAACUCGAAGUUCUCAUUCUGAAUCAAGUUGGAAUAGUCGAAGCGCGUUAUUGCAUAAUAUUUCAAGAAAUCAGCAGCCCUGCAGAAAGAGUAACAAGAAGAGCUUCCUGGCCAGCAUUGGUUGCAACUGCUCGUGUAACGACAAGAAUUCAGUACAAAUUGAUGAUUAUAUGGGAGAUAACUAUCUUAACAAGAGCAUUAGCAGCAGGGUGGAUAAUGGCAAAGCAAUACAAGAGCUUGAAAACAAUGACAUCAGUACUAAUAAGCAGGAUUGGCAAUGCAAAAAACUCGAUGAAAUACGAGUUAAGUUGAAGACAGAUGAUCAUUUCAGCUUCCCAGUUUUUAACCCCAAGACUGGGAAUCCAGCAUUUAAAAUGGAAUUACAAGAAGCAAAUGAUAAUUCGACCCGAAAAUCUGUUGAAGUUUUUGGCUCCCAAAUACUAGAGAAUGGGAAGAAUUCAUCCAUAGUCGAGAAAAAGUUAACCAUGCUGAAUUGGAAUACAAUUUCUCCAAGAGUGGAAGGCACUGAAAUCCCGGAGAGUUCCACUGGAAUGUACAAUGACAGCGAUAGCGAUAAAAGUUCAGACUUAUUUGAGAUAGAAAGUUUGUCGAAAAAUAUCAAUCCCUUUCUUACAGGGCAUGAAUCAGAUGGCAUUAGCAUGUCCAGCUGCGUUACCCCCACAACCUGUUACGCACCUAGUGAAGCCAGCAUAGAGUGGAGUGUCAUCACUGCUAGCGCCGCUGGUUUCUCUGCCAUAUCAGACACCGAAGAGCUCAGAUCAACCACAACCGGUGCUGCAGCCGCCACCACCAUAGCAUAUCCCCAGAAGAUGGUAUUAAAUCCGCCAAAAUGGCAUCGUCCAAGCAUUCUUUCGGGUUGUAAAAGUCAUACAGCUGUUAGAGUUGCAGGGGAUGCAUUUCCUAAUGCAGGAAGGCAUCGAUCAGAGUCAUUCACACCGUUGUCGAGAUUUAAUUCCGAGAGUAACCUAAAGGGGUUCGAUAAACGAAACAGAAAACACUCUUUUGAUGCAGGCGCUCUUUCUAGAUCGCAUUCAGGACAUAUAGUGAAUCAACUUCUUCAAGAAAUAACUGGAGAAGAGGCUACUAGUUCAGUCGACAUAGAAAAAGAUCCGAACGAGGAACGUGAACACAAGGCUGUGCAGGAUUUCAUACUUAAACACAACAAGGCCACACAAAUUGCAUAA